Lynx canadensis (Canada lynx) is the source of this 12637-nucleotide messenger RNA. It is a transcript of the gene TAOK1, whose product is annotated as TAO kinase 1. Gene Ontology annotation, biological process: execution phase of apoptosis; protein phosphorylation. Lineage: Eukaryota; Metazoa; Chordata; Mammalia; Carnivora; Felidae. Gene Ontology annotation, molecular function: protein kinase activity; ATP binding. The record is from RefSeq and is a predicted model, not a curated record.
GGAAGGGGGGGGAACCUGGGCAGCGGCCGGGCUCUGUGGCUUCAGGGCUUGGAGAGAGAGAGAGGGAGGGUGGCAAAGGUAGUGAGUUGGUGCCGCCGCCUGUCUAAGGAGAGAGGAGGGGUCCCGCUUGCCUGCGCCCUUCACGGGCCGAGAGCGCGAGGCACCGGCGAACCUCUGAGGCCUCCCGGCCCCUGGGGACCCCGCCCCGCCGCCGGCCGGCCGGCCCGCGGCCUCUCUUCCCUUUGUGAGCGCCCCCUUCCCAGGGGUGGUGGUGGUGGCGGAGGGCUGUGCGUGGGCCCGCCCGCCGAGGGGCCGCGGCGGGGGACGAGGGGGCCUCGGCUGUGUGAGGACGGAAGGCGGCCGAGGCCCGGGCCGGUUCCCCCGAGGCGGCGGCGGCGGCGGCUCCCAGCACUUCCCCGCGCCAUCUUAGCUGAGCCCAAGCGCUGAGGGCGCCUCCUCGACCCCGGUCGUCCCCUCGCCCCCUCCCCCCCUGCCCCUUGUCGCAGAGCUUGGGCUGGGCGGCUUGCUGGGGCUCCGGGGGGGGGGGGCGGCGGUCGGUCGCCAGGCCCCCUCCUCCUCACUCCUCGCCCUCCAGCGUAGCGGCUACCCGAGCGCUGCAGGGGGCUGCGCUUGCCUACUCCGCCCAGACCUGUCGGCGAAAGGUUAUGCCAGCGUGGCUUCAUUCAUACAGAUGAACCAGGGAUUGGGAUAGCAGUAUAAAAUUAGAAUCAGAGAACUGAUUGCCCAGCAGGAUGCCAUCAACCAACCGAGCGGGCAGUCUGAAGGACCCUGAAAUUGCAGAGCUCUUCUUCAAAGAAGACCCAGAGAAGCUCUUCACAGAUCUCAGAGAAAUUGGCCAUGGAAGCUUUGGAGCAGUAUAUUUUGCACGAGAUGUGCGCACCAAUGAAGUGGUGGCUAUCAAGAAAAUGUCUUACAGUGGGAAGCAGUCUACUGAGAAAUGGCAGGAUAUUAUUAAGGAAGUCAAGUUUCUACAAAGAAUAAAACAUCCCAACAGUAUAGAAUACAAAGGCUGCUAUUUACGUGAGCACACAGCAUGGCUGGUAAUGGAAUAUUGCUUAGGAUCUGCUUCAGAUUUACUGGAAGUUCACAAAAAGCCAUUACAAGAAGUGGAAAUAGCAGCAAUUACACAUGGUGCUCUCCAGGGAUUAGCCUACUUACAUUCUCAUACCAUGAUCCAUAGAGAUAUCAAAGCAGGAAAUAUCCUUCUGACAGAACCAGGCCAGGUGAAACUUGCUGACUUUGGAUCAGCUUCCAUGGCAUCUCCUGCCAAUUCUUUUGUGGGAACGCCAUAUUGGAUGGCCCCAGAAGUAAUUUUAGCCAUGGAUGAAGGACAGUAUGAUGGCAAAGUAGAUGUAUGGUCUCUUGGAAUAACAUGUAUUGAACUAGCGGAAAGGAAGCCUCCUUUAUUUAAUAUGAAUGCAAUGAGUGCCUUAUAUCACAUAGCCCAAAAUGAAUCCCCUACAUUACAGUCUAAUGAAUGGUCUGAUUAUUUUCGCAACUUUGUAGAUUCUUGCCUCCAGAAAAUCCCUCAAGAUCGCCCUACAUCAGAGGAACUUUUAAAGCACAUGUUUGUUCUUCGGGAGCGCCCUGAAACAGUGUUAAUAGAUCUCAUUCAAAGGACAAAGGAUGCAGUAAGAGAGCUGGACAAUCUGCAGUAUCGAAAGAUGAAGAAACUCCUUUUCCAGGAGGCACAUAACGGACCAGCAGUAGAAGCACAGGAAGAAGAAGAGGAACAAGAUCAUGGUGUUGGCCGGACAGGAACAGUGAAUAGUGUUGGAAGUAAUCAGUCUAUUCCCAGUAUGUCCAUCAGUGCCAGUAGCCAAAGUAGUAGUGUUAACAGUCUUCCAGAUGCCUCAGAUGACAAGAGUGAGCUAGAUAUGAUGGAGGGAGACCACACAGUGAUGUCUAAUAGUUCUGUCAUCCAUUUAAAACCUGAGGAAGAAAAUUACAGAGAAGAGGGAGAUCCUAGAACAAGAGCAUCAGAUCCACAAUCUCCACCUCAAGUGUCUCGUCAUAAAUCACACUAUCGUAAUCGGGAACACUUUGCUACUAUACGGACAGCAUCACUGGUUACAAGGCAAAUGCAAGAACAUGAGCAGGACUCUGAGCUUAGAGAACAGAUGUCUGGCUAUAAGAGAAUGAGGCGGCAACCAAAGCAACUGAUGACUCUGGAAAAUAAGCUAAAGGCUGAGAUGGAUGAACAUCGCCUCAGAUUUAGACAAAGAUCUUGAACUCAGCGUAACAAUUUUGCUGCAGAGAUGGAGAAACUUAUCAAAAAACAUCAGGCUGCUAUGGAAAAAGAGGUGACUGAUUCAGUAUUAUUAAUUUUGAUGGCCAAUGAGGAGAAAAAAUUUCAGCAACAUAUUCAGGCUCAACAGAAGAAAGAACUAAAUAGUUUUUUGGAGUCCCAGAAAAGAGAAUAUAAACUUCGAAAGGAACAGCUUAAGGAGGAACUGAAUGAAACCAGAGCAACCCCAAAAAAGGAAAAACAAGAAUGGCUUUCAAAGCAGAAGGAGAAUAUACAACAUUUCCAAGCAGAGGAAGAGGCUAAUCUUCUUCGACGACAGAGGCAAUACCUAGAGCUGGAGUGCCGUCGCUUCAAGCGAAGUGUUACUGGACGCCAUAACUUGGAGCAGGACCUUGUCAGGGAGGUAUUUAAUAAAAGGCAGACAAAGGACUUAGAGCAUGCCAUGCUACUGCGACAACAUGAAUCCAUGCAAGAACUGGAGUCCGUCACCCUCAACACAAUUCAGAAGAUGCGCUGUGAGUUGAUCAGAUUGCAGCAUCAGACUGAGCUCACAAACCAGCUGGAAUAUAACAAGCGAAGAGAACGAGAACUAAGGCGAAAGCAUGUCAUGGAGGUUCGACAACAGCCUAAGAGUCUGAAGUCUAAAGAACUCCAAAUAAAAAGCAGUUUCAGGAUACCUGUAAAUCCAAACCAGACAGUACAAAGCAUUAAGAAUCACCUACUGGAGACUACACCAAAGAGCGAGCACAAAGCUGUUCUGAAACGGCUCAAGGAGGAGCAGACCCGGAAGUUAGCCAUCUUGGCUGAGCAGUAUGACCACAGCAUUAAUGAAUUGCUCUCCACACAAGCUCUACGUUUGGAUGAAGCACAGGAAGCAGAAUGCCAGGUUUUAAAGAUGCAGCUGCAGCAGGAACUGGAGCUAUUGAAUGCAUAUCAGAGCAAAAUCAAGAUGCAAGCCGAGGCACAACAUGAUCGGGAGCUUCGAGAGCUUGAACAGAGGGUCUCCCUCCGCAGGGCACUCUUAGAACAAAAGAUUGAGGAAGAGAUGUUGGCUUUGCAGAAUGAACGCACAGAACGAAUAAGAAGUCUGUUGGAGCGCCAAGCCAGAGAAAUUGAAGCUUUUGACUCUGAAAGCAUGAGACUAGGUUUUAGUAACAUGGUCCUUUCCAAUCUUUCCCCUGAGGCAUUUAGCCACAGCUACCCGGGAGCUUCUGGUUGGUCUCAUAAUCCUACUGGGGGUCCAGGACCUCACUGGGGUCAUCCCAUGGGUGGCCCACCACAGGCUUGGGGCCAUCCAAUGCAAGGUGGACCCCAACCAUGGGGUCACCCUUCAGGGCCAAUGCAAGGGGUACCCCGAGGUAGCAGUAUGGGAGUCCGCAAUAGCCCUCAGGCUCUGAGGCGGACAGCUUCUGGGGGACGGACAGAGCAGGGCAUGAGCAGAAGCACGAGUGUCACUUCACAAAUAUCCAAUGGGUCACACAUGUCUUAUACAUAACUUAAUAAUUGAGAGUGGCAAUUCCGCUGGAGCUGUCUGCCAAAAGAAACUGCCUACAGACAUCAUCACAGCAGCCUCCUCACUUGGGUACUACAGUGUGGACGCUGAGUGCAUAUGGUAUAUUUUAUUCAUUUUUGUAAAGCAUUCUGUUUUGUGUUUACUAAUUGAGAUGUCAUAGCAUUUGGCUGCCGGGUUUUGUUUUGUUCUUUAACUUCUGGAAAAAUUUUGAAAGGGGAAUUGUGUGUAUGUAAAAAGAAAUUGGCUAGAUUGGGGGUAAUUUUUGAACACUGCAAAAAUAGAAUACAACAUAGUGGCGUGAGUCAUCACUUUGGGGCUACUGUAUUCUAAGAAAUUUGUGAAAAGAUCUAAAGCCUUCCCCACACCCCAAAUUCUUAUGAGCCACUCACAGCAGGCAGGCAGCAUAUGUUGAGCCAAGUGAUUAUGGAAACACACCUGUAUCCCCUCACCAGUGUAUUUUCUUUAUUAAAUUGGUCUGACUUCUCGGCCUCAUUUGGAGUAAAAGAGUAGAAAUUCACGAACACUAAAGAGUUGCAUUGACUUUUACAGAGAGUAGAAAACAACUUAGUUCUUUUUCUGAAUGCUGCAUAGGUUUGUCAGUUUUUGUUUUUGUUUUGUCCGUUCAAUUGUGCCUUCUUUGUGGCAUGGUGAGAUGGAGGUGCUUCAGGAGAUCACAAGUUGUGUGGGAAUUGCAUCAACAAACCUGUGAGCCUUCAAAGGGGAGACUGGAAGGUGAGAGAGGCCCCUGAAAGUUCAUGUGGUGGGUAUGUUCAGCAGCAGAGUGAGGAGAUGAAGCCUAUAUAUCCUAAUGUUUUAUUGCUUUUACUGUGAUAUCUCAUCCUAGCUAAGCUCUAUAACUCCCAAGACCCCAAACAGUACUUUUACUUUGUACAAAAACAGACAUAUAGCCAAUAUAAAUCAAAUGCCAGAGGUAUUUGAAGGAUGCCAUAUUUGCAAACUGCCAUCCAUUGGAAUUCUCAUUACACUACAUAGACAUAAUUUGAUUAUCCUCCCCCUUUUGGCUUAUGGGAUUUCCUGUUUACAAGUAGAAUAGCCAAUUAUUUAAAUAUUUAGUUGCCAUAGUGAACCAGGAGUCACUGAGCCAAUGACUUUACCAGCUGCUGACUAAUCCUCAUCACCACUGUAGAUUUUGCUGCAUGUGCAGGUCCUUUUUUUUUCUUUUCUCUCUCUCUCUCUCUCUUUUUUUUUUUUUUUUUUUUUUUUUGGCUGUUUUUGUUGCUGCAGUACUUUACAAACUUUUAGUUCCUUGAGACUUAGUGACUAUUUGGCAUCAUGUUAACAUCACACAGUAGGAAACACCACUUCCAGAAGUCUCUAGCCUCAGUGCUAAAGUACUACUGAAAAGGAACUAUCAAGUUUGGCAAAUUAAAAAAGACAAAAAAAAAGGUUAAGUAAGUUAUAGUGGUCAGGGAAUCUCUUAAUGAAAGCUAACUUUUUUUUUUUCCCCAGAGAGGGGCAUGUUUUGUUUUGUUUUAUGUUUUGCAAUGAAGGAUCAACCCAACGCUAAAAGUCAGAUGUUCCUUGGCAUUCCACACCCAGUGUGGAAAUUGAGUUGAAGGUGGUUAAGGAGCUAUGAGUAUGACUUGAAGGAAAAAAAAUGUCCUUCCCAGUGACAGAUCAGAGUUUCUUACAAGUUAUUGCCCUGCCCCCUCCCCAGUUGUCUUGAAGAACCCUUGCUACUAACUCUGGGUCCUCAUUUUCAUGUGGUCAGAGGACUCCAAGUUAGAAUUCCCUAAGUCUCACUCAGUGACACCUAGACCUGAGUGAUGACCAAACAGUAAUCUAUCACUGUUGAAAUCUUGGUUUUUCUCAACCAAAUUUAAGUCUUCCCCAGGUAUGUCAGCCCAAUCUCCAUGAAGCCUCCCCUUUAGGAGUUUCUGGCAUUCAUUUAAAGGUAACUGGAAGAAAAAUUAAUAUUUCAAUGUAAAUUUUUAAAAAACCAAGGUAACAGUAGAAUUCACACUCAGUUUAGGCAGUGUUUCAGAUAACACUAUGAUACAUUGUCCUUUUGACCAUGCUCAUGAUCACUAGUUAUUAGGUGAAUAUAACAUGCACUUGUCCUAGCUAAUGAAAGGGGCUUCUGAUUUUCUGAAUCUCUCUUUUCUGGCAUUAAAAUAUUACCAUAUUUCAAACAAACUGAGAUAUAUACCUGUUUGGAGGAAAAUGAUAGGAGAGCUCUUUAGAAUUAAUUAAAUGUCCAAAAAUGUAAUGGAAUUUUAUAUAUUUCAAAAAACUAUCAUUCAGUCUGGCCAAUCUGUACUACUGGAGGGGGUGGAAUAUGGAAGCAGAUCAGUUUUGCGUACGAAACUCUUUAAAAUCCAAAAUACUACCCGUGAUACAUGCUAGAGUCUACUUGUGGACUUAGUCAAAUCGAGUUAUUGAGUUCAUAUAUACUUUUAAAAUCGUGAUUGAGUACUGACUCCGCAUGUCUGUCCAGUAGGGCUUUGUAUCUAUCUGAUUGAAUUGCAUGACAGCCAGUUUCACAUGUAGGUCAUGACUAUACCUGGAUUAUUCCAUUAAGUUAAUUUAAUUAAAAUAUUUAUAGUUUGCAAAAAUAAUUUCACUUAAUUGGUUUGUGUGAUCUGACUUCUGAGGAAUCUCAUACAUGGUAGGACUCAUCAAAGAGUAAAGCUUGUAGCAGGAAAAUAUGAAAAGUUUUGAGAGAUCCUAAAGAAAGAAGCAGGCACUUUCUGAGUCAGUGUACAAAUGUCAACAUUUGAUCAAAUUAAUACUACCUCCUCCCCAGUGUUGGUGUUCACUUGGUAUAUAUGUAUUUAAGAAAAUAAAAAGUAUGGGAAAUUUGUCCAGCAUAUCAGAACGUUGUAAAUGCUAUAUCUGGUAUCCAGAGCUUGGCAGUAAAAAGUUUCUUGUGUUCACUGUCUCUCCCAUUUUUUAAGUUAGCAUUUUAAAAAUGCAAAACCUCAUACCUUGAAAUAUAUUAUUCCUAAUUGGGUUUCCUUCCUUUUGCACAUACUUUUUCUCUUCUUAUUAAAGUUAGCUCUAACCCCAAAUUAUAGGAUCUGAAAGUAUUUUCAUGAUAUAGAGAAUGUUAGCUGGAAAAUGUGUUUAUAUUGUUUUUACUUAGAGCUGCCAGUCCUUUUAGUCCUUUCUAUGCCUAGAGAUGAAUAGUCCUGCGUUUGAACCACCCCCAGGUAUAAUAUGCUUGGUACCCAAGGCCAAGGGUUUAUUGAUAAAUUGAACUUUUUAGCAAAGUCAUUAUGAUUUUCAGCUACCUAGACAUCAAGGCCAUUCAGUACACUAAAACUGUCCUUGACACUCCUCCCUAUUUUUCCUCACCCCCCAUCCCCAAAUCGAAAACUCUAUGAGUAUCUUUCUCAGACCGUAAGGCUGACUUUAGUAACUUUCUACUUCUUUAAGUACUAAAUGUCUGGCAUUUUAAACUUUUAUAGAAUACAUUGUGUUGGACACUGGAAUAAUACUGUUUAUUUUCACCUGUGAAAAAAUGACUAUUGUACUUGAAACACCUCCUUUGCAUUUCUCCAUUUGUGCCAUUCACUAGUGGAAAUAAAUUGUAUUAUACCAUGAUCUACUGGCUUUUUAAAACUGUGUUAAAUAUGCACAUUUUGGUAUAGUUAUUAUCAUUUGUAUGUAUAUACUGUAUAUACAUAUGAGUGUCUAUAUGUGUGUAUAGAUAGAUGGAUGUAAUUCAUACUGUACAUUUCCAUCAGGGUGCUUAAGGUUCUGUUAUUUUGUUAUUUCAGUCCUCAGUUAAGGCAAGAAUGCAUGUGUUUCUUAAGAAUGAGUAUUCUGGGUUGAUAUUUAUGAGAAGGUGGUCAUUAGAUGCAAUCUUUUCUUUUUUACUCCCUUCUUAGCACUUGUGUGGGUGGAAAGAAAGUUAAGUAAAUGUGGAACCAUAAGUUGCAAUGCAGUAAAAUAAUGCCAGGGGAGGAGCCAGUUAGUGUCUCUGUGAGUUUGUGUUGUGAUGCAAUAAACGAUAAGUGGUGCAGAGAGAAAUGAACCGUGGAAAUUACAAACACUGGUGGUGAUUCCUCUGCCAAGAUGAUGAAAAGAACCAGUAAGUCACAGUCUCCAUGUGCGCGAUCUCGGUGUAUUUCUUAGUAGUGAUGCCAUUGAUCCUCUUGCUCUUUUUACUCCAUUGAUACUAACACUUACACAUUUUGCUAAGGACCAAAACAGCCAAGAAAGGAAUUACUGCUAAAGCAUCUAAGGUUCUCCUAAACAGUGAGAUCAACAGGAAAUGGCCACUGGGAGAGAAGGAUAUGGUAUUGGUGUGGGGCUUUCUCCCUUGAGCUGCCUCUUCUUGCUUGCCAAUAGUUAAGUUCUUCAUGCACCUUCCAGCUCUUCUGAGCCACUACUAUUCAAGCACAGAUUUGGCCCAACACAGCAACCCUUUCCUGGGAGGUUUAUAUGGUCCUGCAUUCUGUCCCAUGCUUACAAUGUGAAGUGUGUAGUGUGUAUUCAAGUCAGAAAAUAAUAUAUUUAAGGUAUAGAAGUGUGAAUCUCCUAUAAUGAUGGAAGAAGAGGUUCUUGUUUCUUAGAUAGAAAACUGCCUUCUCUAAGGAACAAAGCCAAAACUUGGGCUGUCAUCUUUGAGCUGCUUACCAAAAUACAGAUCAUUAUUAAAGAGAGACAAAGUUUCUCUUCUUUUCCCUCACCUAACAUGAUAGUGCCCCUGAGGUUGUAGCAUUGCCUUUGAGAAGGCGCUCACUUACUCUUAAGUUGAGAACUGGAAAUUUCCCAUCCUCAGAUUCCCUAAAGGAUGAAGGCUGUGCUGUACACUUAGCAGACUUGCCUCUUGUAUGCAAGGACUACUGAUUGAAGUCUGUCUUGCUGUGUGUGUGGUUAUGUUGUCUGCACUUUUAUGAAAUCACCACAAUAGGUGCAUUGGAAAUGACUAUUAAUUUGUAAGGAAGUAAGUUUUAUUUAAACAUUGUCUAGAAAAAGAAAGUGAAGCUGAGAACUCUUCCGUUAUUGUGCAUUUAUAUUUUUCUGCUGAAUUCCGGUAGCCCCCUUUAAAGUCACGUUGACUAAGUUUUCCCUCGUUUAUAUUCAAAUUUCCAAAAUUUCACUCACACAAAGGAAGAGAACCUGUUUGGCCUAAUGACAGUCUUCAGAUUACAAGAAAUAUAAAUUAAUAUGCACCUUAUCUGCCUCUUGUGGGUUUCUUAAACUUGCACUUCCCUCCCACCCACCCAAAAAUAGAUAUCUUUAAAGAAAAUACAGGCGGAGAAUUAAAACUGGGGAGCCAUUUACUAUGUCACCAUCACUGUUAACUGUUUCCCAGCAAUCCUAACUUUUUGAAGUUGCGGAGAGAUUUUUUUGCGUGUAUGUAUGUGUCUGUCUGUGUCGGGUUUAUUUUUUGAUUUUAAAUAUACAAGAAAUUCUUCUUUAAUGUAGACAAAAGUGAAUCCUCUCUGAAACAGGAUGCCCACUGGAUAUACCAACCUGGACAUCUGUAGGUAGUUUGCCAUGGAAAAGUGGAGAGAAGAUGAGAUUUCUGAAUGAAUGAAAAGGGUGUCUUGAUGCCCAAGGAGCCCUCCCCCCGCCCCCCAAGUACGGGUAAUUCAGCCUGCACAGUUUCCUUUUCACUCAUAGUUUUUAUCAAUUAUGAGUGAAAAAUCAUGUAAUUAUCUGUAAAUAUGUAGCUAACAAAUUGACCUAGUUUCUGUAUUUUUUUGUUUUUGUACUAAAGUUUAUAAGUCUGUGCCAGCUAGAGAGGAGUUGCUGUCAUUGCCAGUUGUGGUCCUAGCAUCUAAUCCUGAAACCAUCCUAGGUGACAUUUUUAGAAUUAAUGCUUAACUGUUGUUGAACAGGGGAAAGUGAAGCUUAAUCGGUCAGGUUUUACAUCUUUUGAAGCAAAGUCAUUUUAUUUAAUAUAAUGAUUACAUGUUUUCGAUCAUGAAUGAGGUAGGGAGCCUCCCUCCCCCAGUGGCCAUGUUUACAGACGUGUGUUUUGUCUAUAAAGUGCAAGAGUUUUAAUGUUUAUGUAAAUUAUGCAGGUGAUAACAUUAUGGCUUGGAACUGUUUAUUGGGCUCUGUAGCUGAACUUUCAGUGAAAUGAACUAUGUGAAUUGCUGGCACAUUGAUCCCAUUUCUGGAGUAUUUUUCUAUUUCCAGAAUUGCAUAUGUUCCUUUGUCAUUAUCCCCACUAAACCUUUCUCUGAAAUGCCUUGUAGCCUAAGGUAUUACAGGCUGGUAAAUAUAGACGAGGGAAAUGCAUUUUAAAAAACCCGUGAACCGUCGUUUGUAUGCAUUCAGUACUGAUAUGUUUCAGUGGCAACUCUGAGGUCAGUGGAGUUUAGCAAAAUGAGAUACCAAUGUUAAUGAAAAGUGUGUACUCUUUGCUUUUGCAUGGCUUGGCUUAGCUUCAAAGGUGUAUUAGGGCCACUUGAAAGCAUGAAAACCAGUUGUAUGGGAACAGGUUUCUCUCAGUGGCACAUUUUGCUUUUUCUGAGCCCUCAAGUACAUUGCCUCAGCAUGAACAUUAUUGUUACUAUAAGUUGCACAUGGUCAUGGAGUGAAUUACGUGAUUUAAAAAGAUGUAACUGCUUAAUGUUUUCAGAUUCUGGCUGGUCCAUGUGACUAUUUGGCACAUAUCAAACAGUGGGAGAGGGGUGUCCUGGACCCUUCUAACCCCCUUGUUGUCAUAGACAACUAUAUUUAGUUUAUUAAGAUGUUGGCUGCCCCUGGUGUGUUGCCAGAUAGCUCUUUUUUGGUGCCCAUUCCAAAUGUGCUUCCUUGCAUUUCAUAAUAUCAAAGAAACCACCACCCUUCUCCCUAACAUUUUAUGUGUUACACAUUUUCUUCCACAUUAAAUGGGAAUUGUGCCUACUUAGAGUGCCCCUCCAAUUAAUUACAUGUAUGUGUCCUAAAAUAAUCCAAGCCAGAGACACAAGGUGGAAGAAUUUUUUUAAAAAGUCCACUUGAGGCCAGUAAUUUAUCUGACAAGAUAUUUUACCACAUUGUCUUGACACUUGAUAUAUGAGCCUAUUAGGAGUUGCAGGUGGUUUCAUAGGGCAAAAUCCAAGUGGAGAGGAUAUGUGGGGUUUCUAUUAGAAGAUAAUUUUCUUCGUAUUUUACCUUUCCUUUUAUGAUCCUUCUGUGCUAGGUUAGAAUAGGUUAAUGCUCCAAAUUUAUUGAGUUUUGUUUUUUAUCUUUUAGAGAAAUUUUUACAAAAGCAAUGGUCUGAUGUAAAUAACAUUUUAAAGUAAUAGUGCACAUACCUUUCCCAGACUGUUCCAACCAGAUAAUUUGUAAAUGCUUUAGAGUUUUUUAAAUUAACACUUGUGUUGCUAAAUCCUAUUUAUGUAAGUCUGCUAAAAUUUUUAACCCAUUUAAAACUUAAAACGAACAUUUAAAUAAUGGAUGGGUUACUCUGAGCAACCUAGCUUUCAGAACCCCCUUGUUUUAGUGUAUGAAAAAGCCUAAUGCGCAUUAAUGAGGUUGGAGAGACUUUGAGAAAUAUGUAUAGUGUAUAUUUUAAAACAGCUUUGCUUGUAUUGUGAAGAUUUAAAAACAAACUUGAGAUUUUUAACGUAACUAUUAACACAGUUUUAACGUAAGUUAUCCCACUGGGUUUAAGAGCAUCUUGAAUGUAUAAUCCUUUUGGUAACCCAGGUUGGUUUCUGCUUUCACCAGUCAUCCAAACAUAUUAUUUAUGUUUUUAGUUUUAUAUACUCAUUUCCCUUUGUUUUCCUCAACCAGCAUGAUUUUUUUGCACAUGUAUUGUAGAAAUUUUUAAGAAAAGUUAAAAUACGUCGUUUUCUCUGAAUUUCCUUCACUUCUCUCUUCCUUUCUACUAACCCCUUACCUUACAGGCCACAUCGCUCCAUUUGCAUCAUUUGUGCAAAUGCCAGGGUUGGUUUUUAUUUUUAUUUUUGCUAUUUACCUAAAAAAAGAAAAAAAAAGAAAAAGAAAAAUGCUUCAGUCAAUUGCUUUUUUAUUUAAAAAAGAAAAAAGAAAAGAAAAAAAGCUGUAACCUUAUCAUUUCCGAGUAGACCAUUGAGAGAUGAAUGCACACCUGUAAUGGCCCAGGACCAGCUCUGGUGGCUAAAGGGAAUAUGUUAACUAAGCAAGAAGUUCUUUUCUAAAAGUGGUUUAUAUUAUUCACGAUCUCUUUCCGUUAUUCCCACAAGUCAGGGGUCCAGAUAAAAUGAGGGUUAUCAGCUAACUGAUAUGUUAUCAUUGAGGUUCAUCAAUGAAUUUGUACAUUUCUACUUCCCUUUGGUGAAGGGAAAAAUGAUGAUUUUGCAAGACCUAGAUUUUGGCUUGGUUUCUUGCCUCCUUUUUUGGCAGCCUUCAUCUUCUCAUCUCCCAAAGCCCUUGAGCCUGUAGGGUUUUCGCGGUAGACAAAGGACUUGUGGUCUUUUAAAACUAGGACUGAUUUUUUUGGUGAGAGAUUAUCAUGUUGAAAGUGAUGUUCUGCCACUUUACUGAUGACUAAUUUUAAAUAUACACAGUCCUCUCAAUUUUCGGACCAAACAGAUGCCCACAGUGGAGGCUUAUCAAGGGUUGCAAUGGGGAAGAAGCCUCUCCCUCACUGUCAGCACCAGCUGGUAAAGGUGACUGUACAGAUGUGCAUUUUCCUUUUGGUAGAAAUGGUCCGCAGCACUAACUGGUAAGGCUUAUUGUACAGUAUAUUGUCAGUAUUCUUCUGGUUCAACAUACCUUAUAGUUCAUAUAUAACCUGUAUUAAUUGUAUAGAUUGUGCAUUUAAAGCUGUUACCAAGUUGUCAGAACAUAAGAGCGAAAACAAGGUCAUAUGUAAUAUUUUGUUUGUAAGUAUCCUUUGUAUCAUAGCAAAGGAAAUGUUUAAAAAAAUCAACUGUAAUAAAGUAAUUUUAGUACACAGA